This is a messenger RNA of Polistes canadensis, 9569 nucleotides long. It is a transcript of the gene Shrm, whose product is annotated as protein Shroom-like. The transcript has 13 exons. NCBI's taxonomy places the organism in Eukaryota, Metazoa, Arthropoda, Insecta, Hymenoptera, Vespidae. Gene Ontology annotation, cellular component: apical junction complex; apical plasma membrane; cortical actin cytoskeleton. Gene Ontology annotation, molecular function: actin filament binding. The record is from RefSeq and is a predicted model, not a curated record. Gene Ontology annotation, biological process: actin filament organization. The coding region runs from base 166 to 6543 and encodes 2125 amino acids.
GUUAAGUAACCAGUCCUAUGAAGUUUCCAUGGACUUUAUCGUCUCAACCGACAUGCCUUCCAUCCAGUUCUACAAGCUCACGCUUACCGGUAGAUAAUGUAAUUCAAGCCGCGAACAAAUUGAUUCUUAUGGUGUAUCCCGGAUGGCGGGGACGUCGGUUACACGAUGACGGAAUUGCAACCGUCGCCGCCAGGAUAUCGUGUACAGGAUGAGGCCCCAGGUCCACCUUCCUGUCUCUCGGGGACCUACAAGUAUACGAGUCACGGGCAUGACACCGAGACUACCAAUUUCAAGGGUGCCACGUCGUAUACUCAGGAAGGCUAUGGCCAUAAGAAGAGUCCGUCCAGGACGGUGCCGUCUAACCAAUACUAUCGCCGCAGAAACGACGGCAGGAGGUCAACGGAUAACGAACACGAAGGCACUAACAACGUCGCAAGCAAAAAGACCCCGAUUGCCGGUUACAACGAGAGUAACAAGAAGAAUACUCCGGGCUACAAGAACGACAGCGGGUACAGCGAGACACUUGGAUUCGAGAGUUUCACUCUCGCACUCAACGAGCGGGACGAAGCCUCGCCACCACCAACACCACCAGUCAGAGACGCAUCCAGUCUCAAAGGUGUCUGCUACGGACCAGGACACGAAAAAUAUCCGUCCUGGCCGAGCGCACCCGAACGACAUCCAGACGAAGAAAUCCACAAUUUGAGUCACAAUGGAUCGCAUCGUUCUAAAUCCUGGACCGAUCAUACCAAUUAUCCGAAAGAGAAACCAGCUCAGUAUACCAGACCACAUACGAAGAGACCUAAUCCGGCCUUCACUCAGCAGUUGAAAACGGUGAUGGAACGUUGUGAGAAAAUACCAGCCGAGACUUUCGAGUCGCGUAACAGAAAAAGCGUCGAGGAUGAGCCACGUUUGUGGCCUCGCGUAGAUCGCGAAGGCAAGGUAUUGGGAGACGCUGAAUACGUGGUUCCGUCACCACCGGAAAGAGAACAACAGUCGGCUCAAACUCUUAGCCAUGCGGAUCUUGAAGCCUAUGUUAGAAGUUACCAAGAUCCUCAAGUAUCGCAGGUGGAUUUGUACAGAGAAACAGCAUUGACGCAAGCAGGUUUGGAAGAAUACACGAGGGUUCAGCAUUCUCAACAAGCCAGCUACGCACAAUCCGAGGGCUAUCACAGUUACGUUUCCAGCGUUGAUUCCACUACCAACACACCAUUCCUCGACAGACUACGAAGAGACAGCGAAGCUGUUGCGCAAAGAUCAACACCUUCUUGGGAAGACACGUCUCGAGAGGGCCGAGACAGUGUGGUGACAACGUCGAGCGGCAGCGCGUCUAGCAGUGAAACAUUAAAAUGGCAUGGCUCGAUGUCAGACGUAAGCGUCUCUAGUGGAUUACCAGCGAGACAAAGUACAUCGGAUAGGUGGCAUCAUGGCUCGAUGUCCGACGUCAGUAGCGUCAAUGGUGGGAUUAUGACUCAAAAGUCGAAUAACGUUUGUCACGAUAAGUGGCAAGAUUCUAUGAGCGACGUCAGUACCAGCGGUUUGUUGCCAACGACUAAAGGAAGGCAUAGCGAAAAGUGGCCGGACAAAUGGCAGGCUUCGAUGAACGAUCGGAAUAAACAAGCCCAAACUCGAACAAGUUUACCGGCAGUUAUUGCUCACUGCGUGGCUUCUACUUCUGUUGGAGAUAUUUGUCAAUCAUCGACUGUUCGAGAAACCAAUUGGCAGGAGUCCAGUAUCGACGAGGUUUCUCUUGAUAGAUCGCAAAAUAACCAUACUUGGGAUGGUUCUAUUUCAUUGGACAAUGAUAAAUAUAGAUCGGUUUCUCAGCCAAUGCCGCAAAGUCCGACCAGACAACAAGUUGUAUCUACGAGUCCACUAAGUCCCGAUGGUUGGGAUGCUAUUCAUGGUUCAAUGUCUGAUGUAAGUCAGACGAACGGCGUGCAGUGCAACAAGCAGUUAAUCGCUUACAGCGCCAGAGUGCAGACACCGCAACGACAUCUUUCGGAGAGUGUAUUAUACUUGGAUCGCGAACGUAAUCAACGGAAAUUGUAUCCUAUUAGUACUACACAGCCUCAGGAAUCGCCACAGUCCUCUAGAAUGGCACCCACGUCACCGCAGCAAUCCCCAUUGUCGGUAGCUGAACGAAUUAGCGAAUUGGAGAAGCAGCAGCAGCAACAACAACAACAACAACAACAACAGCAGCAACAACAACAACAAAUGCGUUACACGUAUUUAGAUCCUGAGAAACGACACAGAGUUUCUGACCCGACUUUAAAAGCUAUUCAAAAGAAAGCACUGUUAUCUUUUUACGAAAGACACCACCAAGGUUCUUGGAGAUCGGAACCCCAAUUAGCCCAAGGCUCAGGAUCCUCUCCGCAAAGUCCUCCACCGCAACCUCCACCACGACCAAGACCMCCUUCGUCGAGACGAGCCAGUUCUGCGUCCGAUUAUGCGAGUGGCACGUGGAGAGAAAAUUCUGCUAGAGGGCAAAAUCAAAACUCUGAUCUACCGAGUCCUAAGCAUCAGCAUAGUAACAGUUGCGGUAGCCUUUCUACUGAUUUAUUGGGACCAGUUAUCGUUGGACCUGCUAUAUCCAUCGACGAUUGGGUCCCAGAAAGACCACCCAAGAAGCCCCAUCUUAGGAGCGUUUACAACGACCGUGUUCCUAGUCCCGAUUUACCGCCACCCUCGCCACCAACGGUUACAGAAAACGAAGUCCACGAAUGUGACGAUCCUUUGCCACCUCCGCCGCCUGAACUCAGCGAAGAUUGUUACCCCGAUACCCCACGAAAAUCUAGUUCCACUCAUCACCAACUCGAGGAAGGAAAAAUACAUCGUGAAAGAUCUUGCGAACGACACAAAUCCGAAAGACAUUCCAUGAGAAGAUCGAAACACAGCAGCAAACGAGAUCUCGAUAAAACUUCAGGCAAAUCUUCUCCAAAUUCUCCAACUACGAAAAUAUCUUCCCAAGAACAAGAUCAACAUCAAUUCGUAAGAACUCCGACAACAUUAAAACACGUCGAUUCCGAAAUGGUGGUCCAUGAAAAUAGUAUUUCACCGGGUUUCGUUACUCACAGAAUGAUUAAUACUGGUCGUUCCAGUUUAAGAUAUCCGUCGACUCAGAAACUUAUGGUUAAUGGAAGAAUAGCGAGUACGAGAAGAAUCUCGGAAGAAAGACCAUUCCAAGCCAGACCACCUGCGCAAUUACCCGAUCUCAUAUCUCAGCGAUACAGCGAUUCUGGAAAUCAAAGACCAGCUCCUCAAGUUCCUGUUGAACCACGAAUCAUCCGACAAGAAUCAAUGAGAGUAGAAAGUACCAGGAUCGAUGCAUCUGGAUUAUUGCGUAACGAUUCUGGUCAGAGAUUGGAAUCCUCCUCGGGGCAAAGGCCGCAGCCUCAAGUACCCAAAAGUACCGAUAAAAAUUGCACCGCAAAUCAAUCGAAUCAUCAACAAUCAAGACCGAAUUAUUUACCUGUACCGGAGAAUUCGAAAAAUCAUAGCUUUUCUCUCGGUAGUCCUGUAAAUAUGGGAUACGAGUUGGCUUCAAAAUUAUAUUCACCCGAAGGAACUCCUCAAAAAUAUCACGAACCACCGAAGUACAUGUCUAAUCAUUAUUCUCGUCACAGUGACACGCCGCAAAGGAAUUAUUACGCUCUACCACCGAAAUAUAUCGAUGCACCGAAACAAAAACCACAGCCUCAGUGUCCCACGGAUCGGUACAGUGCUUCGUCGCCUAGUUCUCCACCCCCACCUUUGGCACCGAGACAAAAUACUCCUGGAAGGAAGUCUUUACCUCCACCUCCAAGACCUGCUCCUCCACCUCAUGCCAUUCAAGGAAGCCAAUCAAAGGCUUCUUACUUGGCGUACAGAAGAGAACGUGGAGCCCCUGAUAGUGAAGGCAGUUACAAGAGAACAAUGUCUCCUACUUCUCGUCUAGAAGAUUGGCCACCUCCGAGGGACCACGAUGAUCCUGUUUUAUUGCGUGUCACGCCGCACCAUCAGUUACAGCACCAUCAUCACCAUCAUCAUAAUAGUCAUCAACAGCAGCAGCAGCAGCAACAACAACAACAACAACAACAGCAAUCGCACGAACUUACCAAAUCUCAUAGCGUCGAUGCUCUUCAUCAUCGAUUGGAGGAAACUACAGUUCAACACCAACACUCCGUUGAAUCGAUCGGAAAAUUAUCUCAUGAACUAAAUAAGAAACUUCAAAUUGCUGACGCUAGAACGCGUAACAGUGAGAACAACAACAAUGACAAUCUAGAAGAUCGACAUCAUCAUCAUCGUCAUUACCAUCAUUAUCAAGAAAAAAGAUAUCAAGAAAAGAGGCACGAUUACGAGCAACGAAGAGAACGAUUGUCUCCGCAAAGCGUCGAGGUUCUCAAUGAUAGGAACAGACAAUUGGAACGGGAACGUCGAAAAUUAGCUGCCAGUUGCGAACCCUUGUCAGAAAACAAAGAGAAACAGCUUUGUAAUGCGGACAAUGGUAGUCAAGCAAGUGUCGGUGAAGAUCUCUUCCGCGAAAGAAGUGCAACGAUCGAGAUGACCUCGCAAAAUAUUGAGCUACUGAACCGUAGGAAUGAGAAACGAUCAUCAAGUGGAGGAAGUACGUCAACCGGUACGGUGUGCUCGUACACGGUAAGCACAACAACCUCCUCGACGACAACUACGAUUACAAGCAUGACCGGUAAUUGCUGGUCGAGAGGACAGGAAAAUGUCUUAGCCCAGAAGGCUGUAGAAUCGAUGUCUCAUCAUGACAAACCGCCACCACCGAGCAGUUCACCACCAAGAUCACCAGAAAGAGAAAGCUUGAGAGGAGCAGUCCCACGAAGAUCCGGAAGCUGCUCGAGCUCCUCCUCUUCCUGUAGAUCAAAUGAUACCACAUCGUCUCCUCGAAUCAUGACCUAUCAGACUCCAACUAAGAGUACACCAAAUUCCCCAACGAGAGAAGAAAUCACCAAUGAUCAAAGGAAAGUAUCGAGUCCAACUCAAACGGACAGCACAGUUUCUUGGAACGGAUCCAAUUCUUCUGGUCAACAAUCGAAUCAGCGUUCGUGCCAAACGAAAGAGUCGGAGAAUCCUAAAACAGAAAGGACAGAGAGAUCGUCCAGUAGUUUGAAGUCGAGAUCGACGGGAAGUAGAUUCUCUUCGAAUUCUUCUUCAUUAUCUUCUUCGUCAUCUUCAUCUUCAUCAUCAUCAUCGUCGUCGUCGUCGUCAUCGUCGUCGUCGUCGUCGUCGUCGUCGUCGUCGUCGCCGUCUUCUUCGAUCUCAAGUGUAUCCAAAUCCUCAGCAUCUUCCUCGCCAAGGAAUUCACCUGUUGACGAACAGGAUAAAAAAUCAUUCUCAACGACUAUUUCACCUUGCGUCUCUCCUCAACCCGGUAUCGAAGGCUUGACUUUGGUACAACGUACCGAAGUCGUACUCAGAGUUAACGCGGCUACCAGUGACGCGGCAUCACAGACCGAUCUCAUGGAACAAACCGCAGAACAGAAUGUUGUCAAACAGGAGGAACCUCUUAUACCGGAACCUAGAAAAAAAUUACCGGAGGAGAUCGAGUGCGAAGAACUCAGCAGAGAUCUUGCCAGUCAACUCAAUCCAAACGACAAAUUGGUCCCUAUUCUAGUUCCAGUACCGGAGCACAAGAAACCCACCGACUACGUUUCCGGUCUCUUUAGGGUGGAAGCGACCUUGCAAUCAAGACCAAGGCAGAGACUCUCCCUCGAGGAGUCGAUGGCCUCCUUUGUCGUCAAUCAAGAUGACGAUGAGAAAAAACACGAAAGUAUACCUUCUGUUCCUGUCACCCCAUCGUCAUCUGAUCCAAGCAGUCCGCUUUCAUCCACUUCGGCGUAUUUCACAACGUCCGAAGGUAAAGCGAGGUUUCUGACGAGAUAUUCUCGAGAAAUAAGUGUCGAGGAUUCAACAAGAUCGGAAGAUACGACAACGACGACGACGACGACAACAACGACGACGACGACGACGACAACGGCAGUCGUUACAGCAGAUAAUUCGGAUCUCAGAAAGAAGAAGGAAGAACUCAUGAUGCGAUUGGAUAAGAAACUAGUGGUCCUAAGGGCUGAACAAGAGGCUGUUAAAGAAGAAGGUGAAGUUAACGAUGCCCUUGGUGCAAGAGUGGCUAUGCGUAUUUCCGCAGAAGCUCGACCAGCUGAAGCUUCCAAAUAUCGACUUCACGUAGAGGAAGUUGGCAAGAUUACUAGCCUCCUUCUUAGUCUUAGUGGAAGAUUGGCUCGUGCUGAAAACGCCCUUUAUGGUAUGCCGGCCGAUCACGCGGAGAGAAAAAUACUGGAAGGCAAACGAGACAAGCUGAUAGACCAAUUGGAAGAAGCAAAGGUACUGAAAACCAACAUCGAUAGGCGUAGCAUCAACGUAUCAGCAAUUCUAGCGAAAUAUCUAAACGACGAUGAAUUCAUCGAUUACCAACAUUUCAUCAAUAUGAAAGCGAAGCUGAUAAUGGAUACUCGAGAGAUUCAAGACAAAGUGAAGCUCGGAGAAGAACAAUUGGCUGCAUUGAAGGAAGCUAUCGACUAAAUAACGAUAAUGAACUUUCAUGGAGAACGUGUGGGGAAUUUUAAAUAAUAAAUGUUAAGUAAGAUAUUCGUAAGGAACGGUCGUAAUUUUAACAAAAUCCUUACACGAUAAUACUCGGAUAUUUCUUGAAAAUGUUAAGUAAAAAAGACUUCUCAUUCAUCGUCUUUACGAUGCUGAAUAAUCGAUGUCUGAAUUUAAAAAGCAAGAAAAUGUGAAUAAAUAAGCUAACGUCAAUCAUAUUUAUAACCAAAAAAUAUAUCUGUAUUCGAUCAAAGAAAUACAAUAAUAAUGUUUUUUCAAGUUUUAGGAAUUUAUUCUUUUUGAUAAAGAUAAUAAUUUAGAAUAGUACACAAUCGUACUUGCAAAAUUAUUCGAAAUUUAUAAUUAAAAAUAAUUUUAGGUAACCAAGUAAGCUCGUACCGUUUUAAAUACUAGACAUAUAGUUGAAAAAAGGGCACGAACUUUCUGGAAUCCGAAAUAAAUGAUUUUGCAGUUUGUAAAAUUAUUGACAUUUUGAAGAAAUAAAAUAACAUUGCAUGUAUUUCACAUAUUCUGUGCACAUUUGGGUUCAGACAAAAAGAAUGAUCCUCGAGAGCCAAGUACCUAUGCUCAAGUGCCGCCUAGUCCUUUUUAAGAUUACACGUCGAACUUCUCCCCGUGUGACCCCGAUAUAAUCCGCACUAGAAAUAAUCUUUCUCUUUAACUUUAUUAAACUAUAAGUUUACUAGAGGGUAACAUGAGGAAAUAAAAAACGAGAAAAGUAAAAAAACAACAACUACUGUACGGGAAGCUUCUUCUUUCGAUCUCGUCUCGAGGAGAAAGCGACAUAGUAAUCGCACGAAAGUGAUACGAAAAAAAAAAAAGAAAAAAAGAAAAUAAAGCAGAAGUGAUAAGCAUGAUAUGUAAAUAAAUUAAAACAAACGAACGAGUCGAAAAUUGAUUGCAAGCUCCGAAAUGAUUUAGAUUAUUUACAACGUACAGAAAAUAAUCUUUGAUUAUUUUUUGUUCGUCAUUUCUUGAGAGAAAAAUAAAAUAGAACAAAAUUGUAUGAAAAGAUUAAAGGCAAUGCUUCGUUUGCACGAAUACGCAUCCGUACUAGAAGAAAAUACAAAAAUUAUUAUCGUAUUAGCCUAUUAUUUACAAAUUUGUGAAUAUUCACUUGUAAGAGAGAAAAAACGAAAGUAUUUGUAUUGUAUUUAUAAAUUAUUAAAAAAAGAAAUGAAAAUUGUUUUACGUAUAAAUUGAAAUAAGUGUUGGAUUGUUAUAGGAGCAAAAAAAUAUGCCGUCUGAAAGAUGGAACGAAAUGCCACGCCACACCGCCAUGUAUUAUUUCGGUGUAAAAUUGAAUUUGAAAACUCUUCGGAUAGUCUGUUAGCGCUAAAAACGAGAUAAGUGACUAAACUAUAUAAUUAGAAAUAAAAACCGAAGAAGAAUGUAGAUUUGUGGUCGCUGUCUGGUGUGAGCAUUAUUAUUUUCGCGUAGGUUUUUUAUGAAGAAGCGAGACAUUUUGAAUGAAAAUAAAAAUAUAUAAAAAUUAAAAUAAAUAAAUAAAUAUGCUAUACCUGUGCUGCCUUCUUAUAUACGAUAUGUGAUAUAAGAAUAAGGAGCGUACGCUUUGCGUAACGUCGCUAAAAAAACCGUUUUCAACGUUUCGACGUUGCAUCUUUCCGCGAUUAUGCGAUGUUGUAAAUGUACAUAUAUAUAUUAUAUAAAUGUUUAGUAAAUAAGUGCAUACACACGAUAUACAAUUAAUCGUAUUAUCGAAGUCACUUACACGUGUUUAUGCAUACGCAUUUACACAUAAUAUGUACACCACGUACACGAACACAUAUACAGAUAGAAGCCUAUAUAAAAAGUACUAUUUUUUACACUUCAUUUUAACCACGGGGUUCCACGCGGAUCCCUAUGACGCUUGUGAUUUUACUUAUUCUAUAGUACCGAGGACCAAGGACUCUCGAAAAUAAAAAAUACAUAUUGUAAUAAUGCGUUGAUACAAAUACGCGAAUAGAUUUCGAGCCUCCAUGGUGAAACGGUUAUCGAGUAAAAUUGUAUCCCUAAUUCGUUAUUUGACAUUUCCGUUUGAUUAGAUCUCAAAUUACAAUCCAUUAAUCUUCUCCGUUAUCGAUAUCGUUUGGUCAUCGUUCAAGUUUAUCCGAAAACGGGGAGGAAAACUCUGUUGGGAAAAAUGAAAUUGUUAAAGCAAGGAAUACCUCCGGUUUUUUGAGCUCGGUAAUGAAAUAUUUACCGUAGACUCAAAGAUCUCGCGAUGGAAUCCUAUUUUUCAUCGUCAUAUUUCUUUCUUCUUUUUAUCUCCUACAUUUAUAGAAAUAUUUACCAAGCGAUACGAAAAUGCGAUUAUUUUCUUAUUGUCAAAGACCGAGCAAAGGGCAUACAAUUUUCCGACAUAAUAGUCAGUUUCUGUUCCUUGUUUGUUUCUCGAUAAAUUUUUUUUAAUGUCAACUUCAUAUUAUUAGAAUAUUCUGCAGUAUCUCGCCAUUAAUCGGAAGAUAAUAAAAAGUAAAAUAAAAAAAAACGAAUUAAAAUAAUGAUAAUUAAUAGUUCGCAUCGUCGAUUUGUAGUAAAAGAUUAAAAAUAUGGACGAUGACGACGUAAGUUGCAGUAAGAUACAAAAUCUUUUUCUUCUUUAUCCACAUGAACGCCCCAUGGUGCGGCGCAGUUAUAAGAAUUGUACAUAACAAAUUAUCCGACAACAUGGUGCUCUGGAAAUCUAUUUUUUACGAGAAGAAACGUUCCAUUAAUUAAUUCCUAGAUCUAUAUCGUCUUUAAGAUCUUUAAUAUUAAUUUUACAUUUUCGCUCUGUAAAUAUUAUUAAACAUUAUUCUCCUGCGUGAUGCGAAUAUUCAUAUCCAGUUUAUACGUMUWCAAUAUACUUGCGUUAUACAACUGCAAGCGACUACGUUAGGACGUCGUUAAGUUGACAAUAUUAUCGCAUACGAAUGUAUUAUGGAAUGAAUCAUUACCUUUCUCAAAUUCGCUUGAAAUAAAUAACAUGUUGAAAAUUAUUA